Molecule: messenger RNA, 1350 nt
Organism: Folsomia candida
Lineage: Eukaryota; Metazoa; Arthropoda; Collembola; Entomobryomorpha; Isotomidae
Exons: 6
Coding region: 302-751 (149 amino acids)
Source: RefSeq, a predicted model, not a curated record
CUGAGAUUGCACAUGCACAACAACACAAGAGACAGGAAACUGAGGGCUGGGCACACUCCAGAUAUUUUCCUUUCAUUCCUAAUUGCUCUUCUUUCAGGUCAGUCCGUGCAGGGUCACAUAUCUUUUUGACAAACACCUUGCAUUUGCGCUUGUAGAUGAUUUUUAUUCCAUGCCGGUAACAAAGAACGUGACGCAACCGUGCUGAUCUCAAUCUCAAGAAGAAGAGGUGAUACAAGAAAAGUUACAAAAAAGUUCCAGUAGCAGUAAACGUCGUCGGCGAGAGGAGAAUAAAGAUUCCGAGAUGAGCAAAGGAUUUCAACAUAACCAAAUUUUCAAAAUUGUCUCCAUGAAGGAUAAGACUGUGAUUGAAGCUAUCAGCGGAAGUGCAAGCAACAGCAACAAUCCUCCCGUGGUUGCGAAAAAGUGGUCAAAUGCUCAAAGUCAGAAAUUCAAAGCACUCUUAGUUCGACCUGGUGAAUUUAGAUUGUCCUCGUUAUUGGAUGAAAGCAUGUCAUUAGCUUGGGAUUGCGAACCUUCUGACCGCCUGUUGUUCCAAAGUGCUUGGGAAAACAGGCCAUUUCAGACAUGGUUUGCUGAGGAAAUUCAUCCAAACAGCAAAAUUUGUGUAAUUCGACCUAAUGCUGACUCACAAAUGUGCCUUCGGAACAUGGGGGUGGGGAAUCAAAUUUCAUUAGUCGAAGAGAAUCUUGGCGAUGUGAACCAGCAUUGGAAACUGGAGUCCAAGUAUUGACAAUGACUGAAUGACUGACUACCUUAUCCAAUUUCAUCACAGUAUUUUAGCCUCAGAAACUCACGCCGUCCAAAAGAAAUAGAAUUAGCAGUAUUUUUUCAUGUUAUUAACUAAUGUUUUUCAAAAAUAUUGACUGACUGUCCUUAGAAUCCAUGAAUUAUUAUUUAAAUUAACUGAAUUUUGUAUACAUUUUCAAGUACAUGACAUCCAAGUCAGUGAACAAGUACAUAAUAUUAGUAGUGAAAGUAUACGCAUUAUUAAAAUGUUACUGUUAGUUUCGGAAUAGGUAGUAACUUAUUGCUCCUCAGCUUCGAAUGUGUUCACUCAUAGAAUAAGAUUUCGUUUGUUCGUCUCUUCCAAAUAAGGAGGAAGUGAGUAUCCUACUCAACCUAUAAAUCUAUGCAAGUGGUGCUAAUAAUUAAUUUAAACUGUGGGCAUGCAAAGAUGCAAUAGUCAACAGUUGAUCUCAAGAACUGCCUAUAAUUUAUAUGAUUGAUGACUAUAGCUCAACAAUACUGAGCUUGACUCCAAAUGAAGUUUGCAACCAAUGCCAUUAAUUUUAUGAAUCAAUAAACAUUAAAUUAAUUAUGUUUCGACAA